AUGGCGACUAAAACAUGCAAAGAGAGCGCUCCUCCCUUUGAUUGUCCGACAUGGGCAGGCAAGCCACCAGCGGGACUUCAUCUAGACGUGAUGAAGGGAGACAAACUAGUCGAGAAACUAAUUAUAGAUGAAAAGAAAUACUACCUGUUUGGGAGGAACCCAGACUGGUGCGACUUCACUAUCGAUCACCAGUCCUGUUCCCGGGUCCACGCUGCGCUGGUCUACCACAAACACCUGAAGAGGGUCUUCCUUAUAGACCUGAACAGCACACACGGUACAUUUCUUGGACACAUCCGCCUAGAGGCUCACAAGCCACAACAAGUUCCCAUAGACUCAACAAUAUCUUUUGGGGCUUCAACAAGAACUUACACAAUCAGAGAGAAGCCACAGACCCAGGGCGCCCCUGGCACCGGAGAUGUGAAGGCGGGAGAAGACGAGGAACUGAAAGGGCUGUUGGGACUCCCAGAGGAGGAGACUGAGCUGGAGAAUUUAACCGAGUUCAACACAGCCCACAACAAGCGCAUAUCUCUGCUCACCAUUGAAGAAGGCAAUCUGGAGAUUCAAAGGCCUAAGAGGAAAAGAAAAAGCUCCAGGGUCACUUUUUGUGACGAGGAUUCCAUUAUUAACCCAGAAGAUAUUGAUCCCUCCGUAGGACGCUUCAGAAACAUGAUACAAACAGCUGUCGUUCCAGUGAAGAAACGCCGAUCAGAAAGUCAGAACACCCUGGGCCUGGACGACGUCACCUCCAAACGCAUGCACGGCUACAGUUACUCCGGGGGCCUCUACGGGGACCUGCCGCCCACCAGCCACGAGAACCUCCCGGCAGGCGCUCAGGGAGGUGCGGCCAUGCACGGAGGACUCCCCUUCCCCAACCCGGCGCCCGAAGUCAACCUGGCCCCGGAGCCGCCGCAGCCCCCGGUCACCCUGAACCCCAUGCCCGUCACCGCACCCUACCUUCCAGAGGCGCACAACGAGCCACGCAAAAAGAAAUACGCCAAAGAAGCUUGGCCGGGCAAGAAACCCACUCCGUCACUGCUUAUAUGA
This is a messenger RNA of Knipowitschia caucasica, 1044 nucleotides long. NCBI's taxonomy places the organism in Eukaryota, Metazoa, Chordata, Actinopteri, Gobiiformes, Gobiidae. The record is from the annotation of a GenBank genome assembly.